This is a messenger RNA of Trichoderma atroviride IMI 206040, 801 nucleotides long. NCBI's taxonomy places the organism in Eukaryota, Fungi, Ascomycota, Sordariomycetes, Hypocreales, Hypocreaceae. The record is from RefSeq and is a predicted model, not a curated record.
AUGGACUCUUUCCAUCUGCGUAUACUCAUCGAGCGCUCUACCCUUGACGAAAACCUGCUGAAUAUUGCCGCCUCGAAAGGAUAUACCGAGAUUGUGAGAAUUCUUUUACCAAGGUUUGAUCCUAAUGUCAAAAAUGCCAAAGCGCAAACGCCUCUUCAUGUUGCGGUCUCGAACAAACAUCGGGACGUCAUUCGGUUUCUUCUUGAGAGUGGCGCAGACCCGAAUGUGCCGGACUCUGAUAGGAAGACCCCAUUGCACACUGCAGCUAAAAAGAGACUCUACGAGAUUGUCAAAGACUUACUGCGCAGUGGCGGGGAUCUAAACGCCGAUUUGACCCUGAGGGAUAGCUCAAACAGAACUCCAUUACUGAUAGCUGCGAGCCUUGGAAACGCAGAAAUAUUUGAAGUACUACUUGAACAGGGGGCAGACCUUGACUCUCAGGACGAAGAGGGCAAGACUGCUCUGCAUCUCGCCCUGGAAGCAGGCAAUUUGGCUUUGACAAAACGGCUAAUCGAACUCUUCAAAGACAAAUCCUUACUAGAUGUGCAAGACUCUUCAGGAAAAACGUCACUAUACCAGGCGGCCUACUCAGGAAUGAAAUUAGUUAUCGAGCUCUUAUUAGAAGCGGGAGCCGACGUAAACAUCCGAUCGAAGGCCGGGAAGCUCCCUCUCCAUGAGGGUACUGACAAUCAUGAUAUUACUCUCUUGUUGGCAGAGGCGAAGUCCGACCUGAAUGCAGAAGAUGAAGACGGCUGGACACCUUUGAUGUUAUGUGUGUACUGGGAACAUCUAGAUGCCAUU